Molecule: messenger RNA, 545 nt
Organism: Racocetra persica
Lineage: Eukaryota; Fungi; Glomeromycota; Glomeromycetes; Diversisporales; Gigasporaceae
Source: the annotation of a GenBank genome assembly
AUGAACUUUCUAGCCAAUUUCGAUGAAGCUAAGAAUUUAAUCUUAAAGAUUAAAGCAUAUAGUAAAGAUAAUGAAUAUGAUACAAAAAGGGUAGCCAAGAUGCUGGUUGAAGAGUCCAAAGGAGGCAAUAGUUUUGAUAUUGAGAGUUUGACUGCUGUGAUGGAGAGUUUAAAAAUAUCCAGGGUCAAAAGGAAAUCUGAUGAUAAUAUGCAAGAGAUUAAAGAUGCUAUGAAACAAUUGACAAAGGUGGUGACAGAUCUAGCAAUAAGAAGUUUGUAUGAAGAAAAUGUGGAGCGUAAAGAACCUGAUAUGCAAUAUAUAGAUAUGACCGAACAAGUUCCAUGUGAUGAAAAGAUAUAUCUUGUGAUUGAGUUGAUGAAUAAUGAGAAUGAUGCUUUAAAUGAAGAAUUGAAAGAUAUUAAAAAUUUGGAUAAGAGAAGUUAUCAAAAUUUAGUUGAAAAAAGGAGUAAAGGGUCAGUAAUGUAUAUUCCCUUGAUAUACUUGACAGAAGAUUUAGAUGUUUUAAAGACCAUAGCAGAUCUCAA